UGGCGGGUGGUUAGGCAGAGCCGGUCGCCAUGUCCGCGGGGAGCGCGACGCACCCUGGCGCUGGCGGGCGUCGCAGUAAAUGGGACCAGCCAGCUCCAGCCCCACUUCUCUUUCUCCCACCUGCGGCUCCUGGUGGAGAGGUCCCCUGCAGUGGGGGCAGCCCUGGGGGCUCCGCAGCCGCGCCCUCAGGAGCCUUGGAUGCUGCUGCCGCGGUGGCUGCCAAGAUCAAUGCCAUGCUCAUGGCCAAAGGCAAACUGAAACCAACUCAGAAUGCUGCUGAGAAGCUUCAGGCACCUGGCAAAGGCCUGACUAGCAGUAAAAGCAAGGACGACCUGGUGGUAGCUGAAGUAGAAAUCAACGAUGUGCCUCUCACCUGCAGGAACUUGCUGACUCGAGGACAGACUCAGGAUGAGAUCAGCAGACUCAGUGGGGCUGCAGUGUCAACUCGAGGGAGAUUCCUGACAGCUGAGGAGAAGGCCAAAGUGGGACCCGGGGAUCGUCCUUUAUAUCUUCAUGUUCAGGGUCAGACCCGGGAAUUGGUGGAUAGAGCUGUAAACCGAAUCAAAGAAAUUAUCACCAAUGGGGUGGUGAAGGCUGCCACGGGCACAAGUCCAACUUUUAAUGACGCAACAGUCACUGUUUAUCACCAGCCUGCACCCGUCGCUCAGCUGGCUCCAGCCGUGAGCCACAAGCCUCCUUUCCAGGCAGGGAUGCAUUAUGUUCAAGAUAAAUUAUUUGUGGGUCUAGAACAUGCUGUGCCCACUUUCAAUGUCAAGGAGAAGGUGGAAGGGCCAGGUUGCUCCUAUUUGCAGCACAUUCAGAUCGAAACAGGUGCCAAAGUCUUCCUCCGGGGCAAAGGUUCAGGCUGCAUAGAGCCAGCAUCUGGCCGAGAAGCUUUUGAACCUAUGUAUAUUUACAUCAGUCAUCCCAAACCAGAAGGCCUAGCUGCUGCCAAGAAGCUCUGUGAGAAUCUCUUGCAAACAGUUCAUGCUGAAUACUCUAGAUUUGUGAAUCAGAUUAAUACUGCUGUACCUUUGCCAGGCUAUACACAACCCUCUGCUAUAAGUAGUGUCCCUCCUCAACCACCAUAUUAUCCAUCCAAUGGCUAUCAGUCUGGUUACCCUGUUGUUCCCCCUCCUCAGCAGCCAGUUCAACCUCCCUAUGGAGUACCAAGCAUAGUGCCACCAGCUGUUUCAUUGGCACCUGGAGUCUUGCCAGCAUUACCUACUGGAGUUCCACCUGUGCCAACACAAUACCCGAUAACUCAAGUGCAGCCUCCAGCUAGCACUGGACAGAGUCCCAUGAGCGGACCUUUUAUUCCUGCUGCUCCUGUCAAAACUGCCCUGCCUGCUGGGCCCCAGCCCCAGCCCCAGCCCCCGCCCCCACUCUCAGCUCAGCCUCAGGCACAGAAGAGACGAUUCACCGAAGAGCUGCCAGACGAACGAGAGUCGGGACUUCUUGGAUACCAGCAUGGACCCAUUCAUAUGACUAAUUUAGGUACAGGCUUCUCCAGUCAGAGUGACAUGGAAGGUGCAGGACCCAAGCCAGCAAGUUCCUCUGGCAAAGAGCGAGAGAGGGACAGGCAGUUGAUGCCUCCACCAGCCUUCCCGGGGACUGGAAUGAAAGCAGAGUCUGAUGAGAGGGAUGGGCCUGGGGUCUUCGCAGGGGGCCAUGAUUAUCCAGCCAAGAAGAUGAAAACUACAGAAAAGGGUUUUGGCUUGGUAGCUUAUGCUGCAGACUCAUCUGAUGAAGAGGAGGAACACGGAGGUCAUAAAAAUGCAAGUAGCUUCCCACAGGGCUGGAGUUUGGGCUACCAGUUCCCAUCCUCGCAGCCACGAGCUAAGCCACAGAUGCCGUUCUGGAUGGCCCCGUAGGAAACACUGAACCAGAACAUUGACUCUCAAGGACUCUUCUGUAGCAAUAAUGCAUGUAUUUGAUUUAAACAAGACUUCGGGGGCCUGUACGGAGAACCAUCUUGGACUUUUGCUGAAGUUAGAGAAACACUGUCCCCUUCCUAACGGGCUCCAUUCCUCUUAACAUCCUUAUUUCUGCAGUGGCAUAGCAUCUGUUAAAAUUUACUUAGAAACACACUUGUCUCUGAAGCUUUUUUUAAACAGUGGAUGAAAUGUGCUUGUUGCACACAGCACCCAGACAAGGUUGGUUAAUCCCAUUUAUAUGUGACCGGGCCUAGCCUUUUCCAGACACAUAGCCCUUACUCUGUUGUGAAGAAAGUUUUGGUUGAUUUUACUGCUGUUUAGUAAAAUAAUAACUGGUUAGAAACAAAUCGUGUUUAUUGGGUGGAAGGUAGUGAUAUUAAGGCCAUUCUAUACUUUCAGUACUUAAUUGUAAGAGCCUCAUUCAUGUUUCAUUUUUGCAUUCUUCAGAGAAAAUGCUUUUGUACUAAAUUCAAACUAUUGGCUAUAGCUGGAUCCUGGGUAGGAAAAUGAAGUUAUUUUUCCUUGUGUCUUACUUUUGGGAUGAUCCAAAGGCUGGCCCCCUCAGGCACACUUAUCUUGGCCAUUGCUUUUUAAAAAAUUGCCCUUCUCAGCUCCUUGUCUUCAGCUGGGUCAGAGGAAACGACUUGACCAAAAGCUGGUCAGAAUUCAUCACAAAUGAAACACAGUGGUCUGUCUCUCUCAGAAGUGGUUGCAGCUAAACUAGAGAGAUUUGACUGCUCGCAAUAGGAUGGUGGACUUAGUGACUGAAGUUGCAACUUGUCCUUUUUUCUUGGCAAUUACAGUUUUGCCAAAAGAACUUUUUUGUAUCAGACAUUGAUGUGUGAAAGUGAAGGAGCUAGUCUGCUGAACCAGAAGUAGUUUGAAAUACCGAACUGUCAUUUUUGCACAUUUGAACACUUGGCAGGCUGGCUUUGUAUAAACGUGUCCUCUGGUUUGCUAAAUGUUGUAAAUAUUUAGACCAUAAUUUCAUUAUAAAUAAAUGGACAACUAUUCA
Molecule: messenger RNA, 2952 nt
Organism: Echinops telfairi (small Madagascar hedgehog)
Lineage: Eukaryota; Metazoa; Chordata; Mammalia; Afrosoricida; Tenrecidae
Gene: KHDC4
Product: KH domain containing 4, pre-mRNA splicing factor
Exons: 14
Coding region: 30-1874 (614 amino acids)
Cellular component (GO): nucleus
Molecular function (GO): RNA binding
Source: RefSeq, a predicted model, not a curated record